UAUCAAAACCGGAGUAACACGGUGAGUAAAACCAAGAAACAGAGCGAUUGAUCAUCGUUUCGUGCACUUUCAGUGUUAGUGCUCUUGCUCACGACAGUACAAACUAAUCGUCGUCGACACCGACCCAUAGAACUGGAUCUCCGGGACCACCUAGGGCGUUGCCAACUGAUAUCCCGAAUAUGGCGACAAUGUUCAAGAAGGCAGGAUAUCCUAGAGUCGAAUGGCACGGAAAAUGGCACGUGGGGAAAACACCCUCUGAUUAUGGCUUUGAAGGAUGGCAACCUCCAGAUGCAGGAAAUUAUUUGGCUGUGAACGACACAUUGGGUGGAGGAACUCCUGACAAUGACGGUCGUUUCUUAAAAGACCUGUGCAACACUUUAGAACAAUAUCACGACGAUAAUCAACGGAAAGGAAACAAUGAAGGACAGAAUGAACCCGAGCCCUUUUGUAUCGUUGCGAGCUUUGUGAAUCCCCAUGAUGUUUAUGUAGCACAGCACGGCCCGGCGAAGGGAUACACAAGGGCAGACUAUAAGAAAAUAGAAGUUCCACUUCCUCCAAAUUUGAUGGAAGACCCAGACAAAAAUAACAAACCGCGAUCACAGGCGCAAAUGUCUAUGCGAUACGUUGAAUUCAAGAGUUCCCAUCAGGAAUAUGUGAAUUUUUAUGCACACCUUCACACCGUGGUGGACGCCCAGAUCGGAAAAUUGCUGGAUCAGUUAGAUAGACUUGGCUUCACCGACUCGACGCUCAUAUUACGAACAGCAGAUCACGGCGAACAAGGGCUAAGCCAUUCUUUGGUGGAAAAGUUUUACAACUGCUAUCAAGAGAGUCUUCAUAUUCCAUUGGUUGUAAGCAAUCCUAUUGCCUUCCCCGAGCCACAGACAACGGAUGCUCUCUCGUCGCACUUGGAUAUUGUACCGACAUUGGCUGGUCUUUUGUGCCACAAGAAAUUGGAGUCCUACAAGGGGAAGGACCUCACACCGGUUCUCGAAAAUCCGCAGAUGACAACGACGAUUGCCGGAAAGAACGAGACACAGGAAACGAUAGUUGGCGUACAAUCUAGAAUCCAUUUUACGUACGAUGAUAUUCCUUGUCCAGGAGCUCCGAGUAAGAUUCGUUGCGUUCACAAGGGACACAUGAAAUAUGCUGUAUACUUUGAACCACUUGGAAGAGAUGCCGACUGGGAACUCUAUGAUCUUACAGUUGAUCCUCUAGAAAACACAAAUCUAGCAGGGAAUCCCGAAUACGAUCAGACACAGAAAGAAAUGGAGAAAGAACUCUACGAGGUCAUGGUGGAGAUGGAAACCUUGCCAAAAGAAUUCCAGUGGCCCCCGAAGGCCACUCCACAUAGUAAGGGUUUUAAUCAUCCACAAAGGGAAGAAAUUGAAGAAUCUGUCAACGAAGAUCACAAUGACGGUAAAGAGGAAAAAUCGACUCUAGGCUCAUAUACUUUUUCCGACGAGGGGGAACUAGUCAGAAUAUUUCUAAACGUUCAAGACGUCCGAGCUA
Molecule: messenger RNA, 1509 nt
Organism: Pseudo-nitzschia multistriata
Lineage: Eukaryota; Bacillariophyta; Bacillariophyceae; Bacillariales; Bacillariaceae
Source: the annotation of a GenBank genome assembly